UCUCACAACUUUAGACUUGUGCAUGAACUGCUUUUCUUCAGUAUCAUACACAACUCCAAAGUUCCUCCAAGGGGCCUUUGGAGGUGAAAGGUUUUUAGCUGACUGGAUCUGCCUCUUGAUAUCCUUGUCAUGAAACUCGAACUGGUAGCCCGAGUCUUCAAUAGCGGCAUUUAAGUGACGAGCUGUAUUUUCCAAGCAUACUAGCUUGUUCUUCUGACCUUCGUUCUUAGUCAUGAUUCAUUUGAUCUUCUUGACUAUGUUCUCCAAAAUUUUAUCAUUCUUGACCAAACUUUCCUUAAUUUUAGUGCAUUCUGUGUUAAAGUGGUAUUGAACGUUCUUAUUUUCUCUAAGAAUCCUCUCAGAAGCUACAUCAGAUCGUAGUAAUGUAGAAUGCUUAAUGGGCAUUAAUAUUUCUCUUUUCUUAUGAUUAGGGAUUCAUUGAGAAAUGUAUUGGGACUUAAUUUGGCUCUGGAUUUUUUUUCAGUCAAGAAUUGAGUCUGGCACCUCUCUAUUAAAUAAUGCUACAGAGUCUUUAUCUAUCAUAUUAUAGCGUUUUCAAAGUUUAAGGAAACUCCUGGUAUCUUUAAAAGUAUCGUGACUCUAUUAAGUACUUACAAUGUUCAAUAUGUUUUGGGUAUUUAUGGUGAGGGACUAGUCCCCAUCACAAAGUUCAGGCUUUGUUCUCAUAAGUUAACCUACUAUUCUGUUUAAUGUUCUCAAUAAAAAAUUUAAAAUCUUUGGAGGAAAUGCUCACCCAUUUCAAAUUCCUCUUAACCCUCUCUUUCAUUUCUCUCUUGUCCAUGAGUUUCUUUUUUCAGGUAAAACUGUACCGGGUGACAUUAUCCAGUAUUAGCCUAUUCUCCAUUUUUACUAUUAAUAU
Molecule: messenger RNA, 880 nt
Organism: Moneuplotes crassus
Lineage: Eukaryota; Ciliophora; Spirotrichea; Euplotida; Euplotidae
Source: the annotation of a GenBank genome assembly